CCUGGGCCAAACCAAUAUAUAAUUAGGUACCUAAUUCACGCAUAAAGGCACCAGAUACGUCCAUGUAGUCUCAAAACAACCAAUUGAUUUGGCAGACACUUCGCUUGGGGUCCAGACUCAUCAUGUUCUUCCAUCGAGUCGCCGUGCUCAUCGCGCUUCUAAGCCUGCAAUGUAUUAACGCGCGGCAUGUGAGCUUUCCAUACAAAUCAUCCGACACUGAACAAGUCCCUUUAGAGGAUCCCCGAAUUUUGGAGGGCCUAGUCGCAGAGGCCAUCGCCCACCGAGGGGACAGGAUAGGGUCUGGGGGGUAUGGAGACGUCUACGAUGUCACCAAAGAAAUAAACGGCCACCACGUUGUUCUGAAGACCAUCGAUCCAAAACACUCUGCCGGCCAAUACACUGGAGAAUGGGCGCAGAGAGAAGCGCAAAACCUCAAUACGGUCCAGCAGCUCGUUGCCUGGGGUGCAAAGGGCAACCCCCUCGAGAAAGAUGGAUUACAAAUGGCAUACUUUGUUAUGAUAUACAUGGGCAUGAAGCUUGAAGACGCUGUGAAAGCAGGAAUGCCCGGCAAUUUUCACUACCGUUCCGAGUUGACAGAGAAAGCAAGAGCUAGGUACAUCAAGGAGUUCCAAAUGAAAUCAAAGGACAUGGGGCAAAACAAUAUUGUCUUUAGGAAGAUUUCUGACCCCGAUGGUUGGCAAGCGGAAAUCAUUGAUUGGGAAAGCGCGGAAUGGCUAGGGGCGGGCACACAGCCUCCUGCGCCGCAUUGGGAGACUAUACAGUAAUCACACAAGAUCCUUUUUGGAAGCUCCGUGUGCCAAGGGUAGUGCUGCAUGUAUACAUUGCAGCCUGUAUCAACCAAUAACUUCAGGACUACAACACCAGAU
Molecule: messenger RNA, 887 nt
Organism: Colletotrichum godetiae
Lineage: Eukaryota; Fungi; Ascomycota; Sordariomycetes; Glomerellales; Glomerellaceae
Exons: 3
Coding region: 123-785 (220 amino acids)
Molecular function (GO): ATP binding
Source: RefSeq, a predicted model, not a curated record